Paramuricea clavata is the source of this 693-nucleotide messenger RNA. The record is from the annotation of a GenBank genome assembly. Lineage: Eukaryota; Metazoa; Cnidaria; Anthozoa; Malacalcyonacea; Plexauridae.
AUGAUCGACUUUUUGAACAACCGCAGACCGAGAGUGAAAGUUGAUGGUGUCACAACUGAAUUUCUAGACAUUAAUCGUGGCGUACCCCAGGGUACUGUGCUUGGGCCUAUAGUGUUUACUAUAAUGGUCAAUGAUAUCAAGGCGGUGAGUCUCUCCAAUGAUUUAUCCAAAUUUGCUGAUGAUAUUGCAAUAAAAGCACCAGUUUAUGAUUACGAAGAUUCAGCUGGGUAUGAAGUAGAAAAUAUGAAGCUAUGGUCAAACGAGAAUAGAAUGUCUUUAAACAUGGAGAAAACCUAUGAAAUGAUAGUUCGCGGAAAACUGUCUACUCCCCUUCCGGAUCAUAUCCCAUCCAUAAAACGGAAAGAAUGGCUCAAAUUAUUGGGUGUCACGACGGAAGACAUACCUGGUAAAUGGGAUAAACAUUUCGAAGAGAUGAUAAAAAAAGCUAGUAGAAGAAUGUAUAUUCUAAGGGUUUGUAAACACUACGGGCUCUCUACACAUCAAUUGGAUCUUCUCUUCAAUUGUCUUAUAGUCUCCCUUUUCACCUUUGCAGUCGAAGUCUGGGGUGGAGCAUCGUACAACAAAUACGUAAGUCAAAUUGAUAAGUUUGUCAAUCGUGCCUAUAGAAAUGGUUAUACAAGCAACAGAUCAGAUUUUAAAGCAACAAUAUCGAACAGAGACAAGAAAUUGUGA